UUAGAGGAUUAUAGUAAAGUACAUGUUGUAAUAGGAAAUGAAUCUUGUGAUAUAGAUUCUGCUAUAUCAUCACUAGUUUAUGCUUAUUAUCUUUAUACAAUUGAUGAAGAUGAAAGUGUUCUGUUUUUACCACUUAUGCAAAUUCCUCGCAGCAAGUUCCGAUUACGAUUAGAAGCUGUUCAUUUUCUGGAGAAAAUUGGAAUAGAACCGGAUAUUUUAUCUUUUUAUGAGGACAUUUCUUUAGAAGAAUUACAAACUAAAGGCAAAUUAUUAUUGACUCUAGUGGACCACCAUGUUCUAGCACCUAAUUUAAGUGACCUUGAAUCUAGCGUUGUGAAAGUUAUUGAUCACCGUCCUAUAUCUAAACAAUGGCCGACCAGUGUUGAAUGUAUAAUAGAACCAGUGGGAUCAUGUUGUACCUUAAUAGCCGAAGAAGUUGUAGGCAAUCCAGACUUCCCAUUUGAUGGCAUCGUUAAUGUUCUCCUUUAUGGAACAAUAUUGAUUGAUACCAUCAAUAUGUCACCAGAAGCUGGUAAAACAACAGAUAAAGAUACAUUAAUGAUACACAAAUUAGAAGAUACAUUAGAAGAAAUGGGUGUAGAUAGAGAUACAUUAUAUGAGGAUCUCAAUGAUGCCAAAUUUGAUUUAUCAGGUUUGACAACUUCAGAAAUUCUUGAGAAAGAUAUGAAAUUAAUUCAUGGAAAUAAUUUGAUUGUUGCUAUGUGUUCUGUUACCAUGGAGAUGAAGGAACUAUUUACAAGAUCUGAUUUGGAAUCAGAGUUAAAGAAAUUAAGUCAAGAAAAGAAUGCUGAGGUUGUUAUAAUCAUGACACUUAGUAACCAAGAUGGCAGUCCUACUAGACAACUAGCUCUAUAUAGUGAAAAUAGAAUUUAUAAACAACAGGUAUGUGUAGUUUUAUCAGUUAUCUUAUUUCCAAGUUUACAGCUAGAACUGAUACCAGCCCCUACUGAUAAUAUACAAGCUUAUAGUCAAGGCAACGUGCAGGCCUCCAGAAAAAAAAUCUUGCCAGUAAUAAAA
Messenger RNA from Lottia gigantea (owl limpet), 1038 nucleotides. RefSeq lists its product as hypothetical. The record is from RefSeq and is a predicted model, not a curated record. Gene Ontology annotation, molecular function: exopolyphosphatase activity. NCBI's taxonomy places the organism in Eukaryota, Metazoa, Mollusca, Gastropoda, Lottiidae. The annotation marks the transcript as partial. Gene Ontology annotation, cellular component: cytoplasm. The transcript is spliced from 7 exons.